Molecule: messenger RNA, 1005 nt
Organism: Neurospora hispaniola
Lineage: Eukaryota; Fungi; Ascomycota; Sordariomycetes; Sordariales; Sordariaceae
Exons: 1
Coding region: 474-851 (125 amino acids)
Biological process (GO): proton transmembrane transport; proton motive force-driven ATP synthesis
Molecular function (GO): proton transmembrane transporter activity
Source: RefSeq, a predicted model, not a curated record
ACUUUUCCUCUCACCUCCUCUUUUUCUCUCACUCCCGUAGUCCAGCUGUCAACUCUCCCCUCUCCAGCUUUUUUCUCAGCCUUUCCCGACUCGUCCACCUAGUAUCUCUUCGAGAGUAUACCCAACCAUAGACAAAAUGGCCUCCACUCGUGUCCUCGCCUCUCGCCUGGCCUCCCAGAUGGCUGCUUCCGCCAAGGUUGCCCGCCCUGCUGUCCGCGUUGCUCAGGUCAGCAAGCGCACCAUCCAGACUGGUAAGCGGUGAUUCGGAUCUUGCGAGCGACUCUUCCCAUCACAUCACGACCGAGAACCAGCCAUGAGAAAAUUUUUCCCCAUGUCGCUGCUGCCCGACGAUCAUCCAUCCAAAUCGCAGCGGGACAUAUUUCGUGACGCGGGAAUUGUUGAGAUUAUGGGCAAAAACCAGAGUCUGACAUGUUCCUCCAGGCUCCCCCCUCCAGACCCUCAAGCGCACCCAGAUGACCUCCAUCGUCAACGCCACCACCCGCCAGGCUUUCCAGAAGCGCGCCUACUCUUCCGAGAUCGCCCAGGCCAUGGUUGAGGUCUCCAAGAACCUUGGUAUGGGUUCCGCUGCCAUCGGUCUUACUGGUGCCGGUAUUGGUAUCGGUCUCGUCUUCGCCGCCCUCCUCAACGGUGUUGCCCGCAACCCCGCCCUCCGUGGCCAGCUCUUCUCCUACGCCAUUCUUGGUUUCGCUUUCGUCGAGGCCAUCGGUCUUUUCGACCUCAUGGUUGCCCUCAUGGCCAAGUUCGUAAGUAACCUAAAUGCCGCAUCCGCCGCAGCAUGCUCAUGGAUGCCCAACUGCUCCCCGCGCUUGGACGGCUCUGACGUAACCUGACCUCUAGACCUAAAUGCAUCCAACCAUGGACGGGCAAUACGGCGAAUCCUAGCUGGAGCCAUCGCCUGUACAUAUGGAGAGAGCGGACGAGCCGGCUUGUACGAAAAGGUUCAUGGUCAUAUGCGGCAUUAUCCACACCGCGUAUCCAUUGUGA